Messenger RNA from Dermacentor albipictus, 2768 nucleotides. RefSeq lists its product as uncharacterized. The record is from RefSeq and is a predicted model, not a curated record. NCBI's taxonomy places the organism in Eukaryota, Metazoa, Arthropoda, Arachnida, Ixodida, Ixodidae.
CGCGAUCGACAUCAAGAGCCGAGAAGACUGAUCACGUCCGCCGCACUCGGGGAUCGACGACUAAGAUAGGCGGCCCCUCGCUGGCUAGCGGAAAUGGCCGCUGCCGACGCGGUCACCUUUUGGCUCGUCUGAUCCGCCCAAAUUGUGGUCCCGCCGAACCGGCACUCUCUUCGACCGGCAUUUGGGUGUCGAAGGUCAAGCGAUGAAGACGGCUCUCUUCGGUCUCCUAGUAGCCACGUUCACUGGUUUCGUAGGCGUCCAGAGCGUGACGACACACACAGAAGAAACGCUGCCCUACUCGGAUAAAGGGCAUGCUGAGACCACUCGCGUAUCGUCUGAGCUGUGCGCAAAGGACGCAGCCUGGAAGGCUCAGUUCUUGUGCGCCAACCGCUUUUAUGCUCACGUGCAGCAGAUUGAAGACGAGAGCGUAACCGAGUCGCAUGACAUCUGCAGUACAGUGAGCCGCUUUUACACUUGCCUGGAUACUGUGCUGCACGACCAAUCCUGCGAGCACGACGCCGAACUCAUGGGUCCUGCCGAGUACUUCCCCAGGUUGCUGACCCAUAGGUAUCACAACGUGUGCGCUGCAGAACUGGAGCUCACGUCUCAGCGACUCAGAGUAAAGGUUCUGCGUGCUCAGGGCUCCUCGGACGCAAGCCUCGGCGCUGAUUACAGCAUCUGCCGGGAGGAGAAGGCGACCAGGGAAUUCUUCGCGUGCGGCCUCCUCUUCAACGUGAUCGAGAGCAGCGAUCCUCCGAAAGAGAAAUUGUGCACGGCGUACAAGGAUCUGGAGAAGUGCACCAAUGAUUUGCAGUGCAGCACCCCGUCGGACUUCAACACACACUCGAAAUACGUGCUACACGCGCUGCUCAGCCCGUACAUGCAGUACUGCCGCGGCUUCGUGCCCGUCGAGGAGAAGAACGUCACGGCUCACCCGCCAACGAAGGGUCACGUGACCUACGAGGAGAAGGACGUCACGGCUCACCCGCCAACGAAGGGUCACGUGACCUACGAAGAGAAGGACGUCACGGCUCACCCGCCUACGAAGGGUCACGUGACCUACGAGGAGACUUGCAAUGAAGCGGUGCAUUUGGAGAAGUACUUCCACUGUGGCCUAACGUUCAUAUUCAGCCUACGAGACGCCAGGUUCCCCGGCGAGUCACAUCAUGACGGCGCGGUGUGUGAGCUCGUGCGCGCCCACAAGCUGUGCGUGGAAGCAGCCAUGGAUAGAGGGCGCUGUCCGAAGAGGAUCGGCAUUUGGAAGAACCUCGACUACCUCGACAAUGAGCUGCACACCGCGUCGGGGUCGAAGUGCCCCACCUCCAAGAAAGGCCGCGUCGGAAAAACGCGGCAGCGCGCGUCGUCGCAACACUGCCUCGUUCACCAAUACGCCUCCACGUAUUUCACGUGCGGCGCCAUGUUCCUCAGGAGCACGUAUGUCAAUCGCCCGGAUACCGGCGAGGCCUGCAGGCGUUACAACGACUUCUUGAAAUGCAUCGAAGAACUCGUGGUCUGCCGCCAACAAAGCAGCAUCGAGAUGUCGUUCAAACAUUUCACAGAAAUUCUCACAGAUGACUACAGGCACUCUUGCAGAGGCCUAAACAAAAGCAAUACUUGUGACAAGCUGACCUUGUUGAAGAACUUCUUCUCCUGCGGCCUGACGUACUGCCAUUCAUACAACACCUUUCUCCCGUCGUACGUGCAGGCUCUUCCACAAAUCUGCCGGAUCUUGGAGGACUUCUUGAACUGCACACACGAGCAAGUGUUGAUAAACACGUGCGGAUACCCGGAGCUCUUCGCUAAUGUUAGGGCAGUCCGGGACUAUAUUGUCAACUCGGUUAACGAGAAACAUCACUCAACCUGCACGAUUCCUCCUGGCAUGCAGAGGAGACGUGCGGCUGUCGCCGCGCGCCAGAGCUCGUGCGACGAGUUCCGUGCCGUGAAAAGGCUGCUGCUGUGUGGCGUCGCCUUCCACCGCAUGCUCUCCGGGUCCGCUCCCUCUGCGAAAGGCUCCUCGUCCGCAGAAUUGACCGCAUCGGACAACGGGACAACGGCUGCGUUGUGCCUCUUGGUAAAAGAGAUGAAGUACUGCAUGAACUCAGCUAUCCACGACUCCGGUUGUCCGGAGAACGCGUUCCUCAGCACGGAGAUAUCGCUGCUAAAGAAGCGUCUUCUAGAGGAAUUUGAUAGCGUGUGCGUCUAUGUGCCACUCUGGACCUACAAAAACAGCGAUCGUACGCCAAAUGAACUAGGAUGCGAGCUGAAGGAGUUCACCGAGGAGUGGGAGAUGUGCGAUGUGGCCGAGGGAAAGAAGGUCACCGACCCCUACUGGAAAGGCCCUGUACUGCAUGGCAAGGGCGCCGUGAGCGACCGCCAACGCAGAAGGCUAUGCAGCGACCUGCUCAGCCAUCAGCAGUGCAUGCAGGAAUCGGCGGCCAGGCACCACUGCCCGGACCUGGCAACCAGUCUUGUGGACAUGGGCGGGGCAGAACUGCUCGGAAGGAUUGGCUUUUUGGCGUGUUCCUCUUCCUCGCCCGACAGUCAACGGGCAGCCCUGUUGCUGCUUGCAGCAGGAGUAUCCCACUUGCUGGCACACCGACCCGCUGCUGUGUGCUAGCCGGAUCCGCCACAGGAAUAAUCAACGGCACUAGACUCAUGAGCAACUAAGCAGGACACUCCUUGGGAUCUCUACAAAAGCGGUUGCGUGCGCAACGCUAUUCGCUGUUUUUCGCCUACGCUUUAAUUAACUUGACGAUACCUUUUCAGGA